UCGAGGACAAAUCAGCAUUCUGGAGAGAUGGACACUCUUAAGGAAUCAGUGGUAUAGACAUUGUCCUUUUUGCGCUUCAGCAGAAAUAGUUAGGGAGGGAUGAAGUUUUCUCUGACACCGGUAUCUAAAUCCCUCCUGGACAUGGAUGUAGCUAAUUACUGUGAAGGUCUGGACCCGACCUAUAGCACGCUGGGCUUUGAGAACGCUGACAUGCUAUAUAGCGGGGAAAGCAUGCCAACAGAGUCCAGCAUCAGCCAUGGGGAUAAUGGCGUAAUCUCCAACUGUGCCAUCUGUGGGGACAAGGCCACGGGCAAGCACUACGGCGCCUCCAGCUGUGACGGCUGCAAGGGCUUUUUCCGCAGGAGCAUCAGGAAGAGCCACGUCUACUCAUGCAGGUUCAGUCGCCAGUGUGUCAUCGACAAAGACAAGAGGAAUCAGUGCCGCUUCUGUAGGCUUCACAAAUGCUUCCGAGCUGGAAUGAAGAAAGAAGCUGUGCAGAAUGAACGGGAUCGUAUCAGCUCCAGGAGAAGCACACCAGACUCCCAUGACCUUCCACCUAUCACUGUGCUGGCGCAGGCAGAGUCCCUUUCACAACAGAUCAGCGUCGCCAGUCCGACGGGCUCCGCUGAUAUCUCUGAGAAGAAAUCAGCCACCGUUGGGGACGUGUGCGAGUCUAUGAAGCAACAGCUGCUUGUUCUGGUAGAGUGGGCUAAAUACAUCCCGGCCUUCGGCGAAUUGCCUCUUGACGACCAGGUCAGUUUAUUACGAGCACAUGCAGGAGAACAUCUUCUGCUCGGAGUAGCCAAGCGGUCAAUGCCAUACAAAGAUGUCCUGCUGCUCGGUAAUGGCUGUGUUAUUCACCGAAAUUGCCCCGAGGCAGAGAUCAGCCGAGUGGCUAACCGCGUCCUCGACGAAUUGGUCUCACCCUUCCAAGACAUACAGAUUGAUGACAAUGAAUAUGCAGCUCUGAAAGCCAUUGUUUUUUUUGACCCUGAUGCCAAAAGCCUCAGAGAUCCCUCGAAGAUAAAAAGCAUGAGGUACCAGGUUCAGAUGAGUCUUGAAGACUACAUUAAUGACCGUCAGUAUGAUUCUCGUGGACGCUUUGGCGAGCUGCUGCUGCUUCUCCCUACCCUGCAGAGCAUCACCUGGCAGAUGAUCGAGCAGCUCCAGUUCAUCAAACUCUUUGGCCUGGCCAAGAUUGACAACCUGCUGCAAGAGAUGCUGCUAGGAGGUCUGACCACAGAGCAGCCUUACUUGCACCAUCAUAGCCACCCCCAGCUCGCCCAGGAUCCAAUCACGGGCCAGACGUUAGUCAUCAGCUCCAUUUCAGGCCCUCUGCAUGCACAGCAAAUAGCUUCUCCAGACACCCCGAUCCCAUCUCCUCCUCAGACUCAGAGCCAGGAGAUCUAUAAGGCCUCCUCUAGUCCUACACUCUUAAUGCCGUCACAGCCCAUCUCCAACAGACCCUCACCUGAGCCACCACUCUGAGGAAUAAAAAGGCAUCCUUGCAUCAUUAAUAACUGUAUUUGAGUGGAGCUGUAUGCCCUGUGUGUUUGUAAAUGUGUAAAUAGUAUGAGAUGAUUGAAAAAAAAAAAAAAAGAUCAGCAUAUUAUUAAAAAUCUUUGAGACCAUCGACGUUAUGUGGUAUGAGGUGAAUCUUGGGAAAAAAAAGUCACCAUUCUGGUGGACACACAAAAAUGUCCUAUAACAUUUAAUAUGCAAAUAUAUCAUUAUAAUAUGAAUUUGACCCAGUUCUAAUAAUCACAGAAGCAGAUGUGUGUCUGAAAUCUUAAAAAGAGAUAAAUAUGGUUAUUAAAAAUGAAUUAAAAGGAGAACAAUUGAAGGACAUAUGUGCAAAUUAUUUUACUUCAAUUCUGUAAUAUGUGGAAUUUCAAGCUAUGUUGGUGUAUUUAUGAUUAUGUUUUAAUAAACCAAACAUUUUAA
Molecule: messenger RNA, 1944 nt
Organism: Pangasianodon hypophthalmus (striped catfish)
Lineage: Eukaryota; Metazoa; Chordata; Actinopteri; Siluriformes; Pangasiidae
Gene: hnf4g
Product: hepatocyte nuclear factor 4, gamma
Exons: 10
Coding region: 100-1488 (462 amino acids)
Biological process (GO): regulation of transcription by RNA polymerase II; cell differentiation; anatomical structure development
Cellular component (GO): nucleus
Molecular function (GO): nuclear receptor activity; zinc ion binding; nuclear steroid receptor activity
Source: RefSeq, a predicted model, not a curated record